Messenger RNA from Salvia hispanica, 897 nucleotides. Its product is annotated as CBS domain-containing protein CBSX3, mitochondrial-like. The record is from RefSeq and is a predicted model, not a curated record. NCBI's taxonomy places the organism in Eukaryota, Viridiplantae, Streptophyta, Magnoliopsida, Lamiales, Lamiaceae.
AGAUAGUGAAGUUGUGGGAUCGGAUUCAACUUGCUAAAAUAAGUGUAAAAAUUAUCUGCUCCUUUGCUCUCUCUUUCAUUCCUUUGUUGCCUCUGCUCAAACUUUACUCAACAAUUAUCUCACUUCCGGUAAGUUCCAGCAACAAUGCAAGGAGGAAUUCAAGCUUUUUUCUCACAUAGCAAUGUGAUCAAGAGCGCAGUCCUGCGCCACCUGCGCGUGGCGCCUCCAGCCGCUCUCUCUCUCAUGUUUGCACGCCACGAAUCCACCACGCCUGCUACUCGUAUGGAGGAGCAUGGCUUUGAGAGCACCACCAUCUCCGAUAUUCUUCGAGACAAAGGGAAAACCGCAGAUGGAUCAUGGCUAUGGUGCACCGUGGAGGAUACUGUCUACGAUGCUGUCAAGUCGAUGACUCAACACAAUGUUGGGGCUCUGGUGGUGGUUAAACCCGGGGCUGGGGAGCACAAGUCUAUUGCUGGGAUCAUCACUGAGAGAGAUUAUCUGAGGAAAAUCAUUGUCCAAGGAAGGUCAUCCAAGUCAACCAAAGUUGGGGAUAUCAUGACUGAAGAGAACAAGCUGAUCACAGUAACACCAGAUACAAAAGUUCUCAAGGCAAUGCAGUUGAUGACAGAUAAUAGGAUCAGGCACAUUCCGGUGAUCACUGGAGGAGGAAUGAUCGGCAUGGUGUCCAUCGGAGAUGUGGUUCGUGCAGUUGUGAGCGAGCAUCGCAAUGAGUUGAACCGACUGAAUGCCUUCAUACAGGGAGGAUACUAACUGUGGAGGGACUAAAGAUUGUUGUAAAUAUUUUGCUGCCAUGAAUCGUUCAACAGUAAUAAUAUGCACUCUAUGCUGACUGCUUUGUUUUAAUUAUGUGUGAUGAUCACACAACUGCUAUCUCUA